UGAACGUGAAAGCGAACACUCCAAACAUGCUAAAGUGGAUAUGCAGGCUAGCCGUAUUCGAGUCAAAGAAAGAUUAGGUCUAUCUGCGGGUAUAGUGUUUAUAAUGGGAGCAGUGAUUGGAUCAGGAAUAUUCAUUUCUCCUCGUGGCGCCUUAAAGAACAGUGGAUCGGUAGGGGCUAGUCUGUUGAUAUGGGUCGCAUGUGGCCUGCUGUCUAUCAUCAUAGGACUAGUGUACGCCGAGCUAGGAGUCAUAUUGCCGAAGUCUGGCGGCGAUUAUACGAUAAUAAGGACGGGCAUUGGCAACAUUCCCGCCUUUCUCAUCUCAUGGACAACAACAACGGUAACCCACGCAGGAAGCCGAGCAGUGCUGGCCCUGGUCUUCGCAGACUACCUUUGUGCACCUAUCUUUGGUGCUUGUAAAGCGCCGGAUAGCAUCCGUAAAAUGAUAGCUGCAGUUCAACUGUUACUUCUGGCUAUAACGAAUACAAUCAGUGUCAACAUUGUUGCCUCGGUGCAAGGAUUGUUCACGUGUCUUAAGAUUGCAGCUCUCGUUGUUAUAACUGCUGGAGGGUUCGUUUACUUGUUCGAGGGCAAAGCAGAAAACUUUGAACAUGCUUUUGAGGGUACAACAUACGACGUUACGUCUAUCUCGCUGGCAGUUUAUAGUUGCAUGUGGGCGUACGGUGGAUAUAACAAUCUGAAUGAAAUAGCUGAAGAAAUGAUUAAUCCAAAGAAAAAUAUUCCAAAAUCGAUCAUUAUAUCCCUGUCGCUCGUCACCCUUAUUUAUAUAUCAACGAAUGUUUCGUAUUUCACACUAUUAUCAAAAGACGAGUUCCUAUCUGUAAAUGCCGUCGCAUUCAGUUGGGGCGAACGAGUUCUUCGAACUGGUGCUAUAUUUAUUCCUCUCAGCGUCAUGUGUUCCGUCUACGGGGCAUCUAAUGGUGGAUUUUUCACGGACGUGCGGGUGAGGUUUGCAGCCGCUAGAGCGGGUCAUUUACCGGAGAUAUUGUGCUACCUACACCAUAAGACAAGGAUACCGCUCGGUGCGCUUAUCUUCAAUACAGUUGUUUCAAUCAUUAUGCUUAUUCCCGCCGAUGUUUCGGAACUGAUCAACCUCGUCAGUUUCAUAGGAUUUCUCACACAGGGACUCACAAUCGUUUCGUUUAUGAAAUUAAGAUACGAUCGAAGGAACAUGCCCAUUAAUAAGGAUGACUUUCGGAUUCCAAUGAUAAUACCAGUUAUUGCGUUGCUUGUUUGUAUAUUUAUGGUUGUUUCUCCGUUUGUUUCAAAUCCAAAGAUUGAGUUCCUCUACGGUGCAGGAUUUAUUCUUUCUGGGCUUAUCUUGUACUUUCCAUUCGUCCAUUUUGGUUGGAUAAUUCCGGGCUGGGAUAAAGUCACCACGUUCUUCCAGUUGUUUAUGGAAAUGUGCCCGACUGUGUUAGAUGCUGACUUGGAUAUUUAGAGGAAUACACACAUCGA
Molecule: messenger RNA, 1479 nt
Organism: Mya arenaria
Lineage: Eukaryota; Metazoa; Mollusca; Bivalvia; Myida; Myidae
Product: b(0,+)-type amino acid transporter 1-like
Exons: 1
Coding region: 41-1462 (473 amino acids)
Biological process (GO): amino acid transmembrane transport
Cellular component (GO): membrane
Molecular function (GO): L-amino acid transmembrane transporter activity
Source: RefSeq, a predicted model, not a curated record